Penicillium riverlandense is the source of this 261-nucleotide messenger RNA. RefSeq lists its product as uncharacterized. The record is from RefSeq and is a predicted model, not a curated record. NCBI's taxonomy places the organism in Eukaryota, Fungi, Ascomycota, Eurotiomycetes, Eurotiales, Aspergillaceae. The coding region runs from base 1 to 261 and encodes 86 amino acids. The transcript has 2 exons.
AUGGCGAUACGAUGCUGUGGUCUCAAUAUCCUCAAAGAAGGACACAACGAAGAACGCAACAUCAUAUUCGUUCUGGCGGGUUGGGAUAGACUCACUACAAACUCCGUCAAUUUCGUGGAUCUGUUCGCUCAAUGUGCCAACCUAGGAUACAAUGUUCGAACCCGUGUCUACGUGGAUGAUCCACUCGUUUCUACGAUCUUACAAUCAGACGCCUUGCCAUUAGGCCAGCCGCCCUUUUAUUGGUUCUUCAGCAAGGAGUAG